AUGAUUUCAUACCAAACCUCACUCCCUCCUCCUGACACAAUUAAUUCUCAACCAACUUAUUCAAAUACUCAGACAAACGAACAAGUCCAGCAAGAAAAUGGAAUAAUUCAUAAUCCAAACCCAUCGUACGAAUAUUCAAAUAAUACAACUCAACCAUCAAACUAUGUUCCUUAUCAACCAUCAAACUAUGUUCCUUAUCAACCAUCAAAUUAUGUUCCUUAUCAAUCACCCCAAUACUAUCAACAAACUCCAUCAUCCUUGCCAUCUUAUAAUCAGACAUUUACUACAUCAGAACCAAAAUACGAACAAGAAGUUCCUGUUGUAUUAUCCUCAUCUUCUGAAUCUGAUUCUGAACAAAGUAAGUGGUUUCAAUUUACAUUAACAUUUUUCUUUUUUGGAUUCUGCUUCAUUUUCUUCUGGAUUGCUUCUUUUGUGAUUUCUCGAAAAUCAAAUCAACCUUUUACGCGGGUAAUAGGGAUGGUUUCUAUAACAUUAUUUUUAAUAUCUUUUAUUUGGUGGAUCAUAUUCGUUACAUGCUUACUUUAA
This is a messenger RNA of Entamoeba nuttalli P19, 546 nucleotides long. RefSeq lists its product as hypothetical. The transcript has a single exon. The coding region runs from base 1 to 546 and encodes 181 amino acids. NCBI's taxonomy places the organism in Eukaryota, Evosea, Mastigamoebida, Endamoebidae. The record is from RefSeq and is a predicted model, not a curated record.